AUGGAAUACUCUGUUAAAAACCCGGGCAAGGAGAAAUGUUUGGCUUGUCGCCUGAAGUACGCCUCACAAGAAGACUGGACUGACUACAUCCAGACCGGACCCCGGAAUGGGAACCUGACAUCGAGUGGCCGGAAGCGGCACGGGGGUUCUUCCCGGAGGACCCUGUCCAGAGUGGUGAGAGUGAAGGGCCCGGUCCGCUCCUACGAGGUCUCCAGCAAGGACGGGCUCAUUCGACACCGUCACAUCGACCAGCUGCGUCGUGGCACGCUGCCCUUGGAGCCGGAGGACCUGGAGGACCCCGUUGGCCCGGAGACCGAGGAACCUUUACUGGCCGCCACCACCACAGUCCCCACUGAACCGAGGAGGCUGGUGGUGGCCAGAUGUGCUUGUGUGUCCGGUGUGCCACCCUUGAGUGGACAAAGCAACACUUUGGCAAUCCGGGAAAUGUUGUCUCGCCAGACUGCCACUUUCUAUUUGUGCCAGCCGGUUGCCGGACUUAAUGGGAUGGCACAGGACCCAAACGUGCCUGUCCUGAGGAUCCUCAGUGCCCAUGGGGCAGAAACGUCUCUGUCUGGAGUUGAUUAUGAAGCGCCCGAAGAGGAAGAUAUGAAGGAGCUUGUGGCACCUCAGUGGCUUGUGGGUGACUCAGGGAGAGUUGAAUCACAACUUAAGAAACCAUCACAAUCAGAAAGUGGGAAGAAGAAUCUUGACAAACCAAAAAAGGGGGGGAAGAAGGGAAAGGGAAAGAAAAAGAAGAACAGGACACCCUGUGACGAAGACUUUAAAAACUUUUGCAUUCACGGUGAAUGCAAAUAUAUUGAACAUCUCCAGAUACCCACCUGCAAAUGCCAUCCGAAUUACUAUGGUGAACGUUGCAUUGAACAGUUCUUGAAGUCACACCGAAGCAAUGAGGCAGCCAGUCAGUCGGCCACCCUGUUGGUGGUGGUGGCUGUCGUCUUCUCAGUCUUCACUUUUGCUGUCGUCGUCGCCAUUGUCAUAAGGCAGGUAAGAAAAAAAUAUCCGAAAUGUGAAGAGAAAGAAGAAAAGAAAAAGCUCCGCCAAGAAAACGGAAGUUCCAGCACUGAACGAGAUGAAGUUGAAGAGGCUGUUGAUGAAGCUUGAGAGACUCCGUGGAGACAUGUCUGAGAGAAGGAAAUGAAAGACCUUCUUGAGGGUCUGUGGUGAGAUGCCACCUUGCCUGCUCAACAUGGAGAAGGCCACAAAGGGCAGCAGAGCAUUCCCUCUGCUUCUUGGCAGUUGCUAAGGAAUGCAAAACCUGCUGCAUGUGCAGGAAUCCAUAUGCCAUGUUUACCAGCAAUGGAGAACUGCCCACUAGAAAAUUAUCAUACAACUGCUACCUUGAAGACUUUACUAUUGCUUCUUCUUCUUUUUGUUGUCAGAGAGUUAUUUAAGGGUUGACAGAGAGAAUAAGCCUAUGUCUGAAGAGGGAGAAGCAGAGAAUUUAGAAUACGCUGUCUUAGCUGUCAUGUCUAUAAAGAGAAAUACUUGACUGACUUCCACGACUGCUCCCCCCCCCUCCCCAAAGGUGAAUGAUAUAACCAACAAGAGAAGUCUCUGAAUAAAAAUCAUGCUAAUGCAUCCGUGACUCCACCUGGGACAAAUGGCACAGGGCACAUCACUCUGCCCACACCAGUACCACAUUCAUACUUGGUGAGUUUUAUCAACAAAAGAGUUGCCAAAAAUUGCAGUUCAACCAAUUGUGCUGUCUUAUUACUCUCCUCUGGUCCCCAGAUCCUGUUUCCUACUCCAACCUAUUUCUUAGUGCUCAAACCAACUACCUUGUGGGCACUGCAGGGAGAUUGAUCCCACCUGAGGCCCCACUGGGAUGCUGCUUGAUAGAAGGUGCCCACUUAUGGAAAAUGUUACCUUGCCUCAACCACAGAAGGUUAUUCCAGCAUUCUUGGAAGAAUAAUUGUGGAAGUAUAGCUAGUAGUUGUUGCAGAUUUUCCGGGCGGUAUCUACAACAACUAAUGAACUCCGGCCGUGAAGGCCUUCAAUAACGUAUAGUAGAUUUGCUUGAUAGUUUGAAGUACAGUCUACCUGCUUCUAUGAAAGUUAGUGGAAGCAGAGCUGUCUUGAUUGUAUGCAGUAUAGGAACCCAAACACAUUUAUUUUCCACUUCCAGAAUAGAUACAACAAUUCCUGAAAAGAUGUCUCUUAUUUAACUGGGUUUGUGAAAAAAAUUAUUACUG
Molecule: messenger RNA, 2213 nt
Organism: Gekko japonicus
Lineage: Eukaryota; Metazoa; Chordata; Lepidosauria; Squamata; Gekkonidae
Gene: AREG
Product: amphiregulin
Exons: 8
Coding region: 1-1122 (373 amino acids)
Biological process (GO): positive regulation of mitotic nuclear division; epidermal growth factor receptor signaling pathway; positive regulation of cell population proliferation
Source: RefSeq, a predicted model, not a curated record